UAUUCAAGGAUAGUUUUCAAGUCUAUCUUAAUACAAUAUUCACAUGCCCAUAUGUAUGUUGAAAGAGCUAUUGGUUGCUGUAAAGGCCUUAGUAUACUUCCAAAUGCUUCUUGGAUCGACUAACAGCACAUGAAACCCCCUUUCCAAUGGUGGAAUUGGCAUUCUGAACACUUUAGCCUUUGACAUGGUCGGACAACACGUCAAUUUGUUUGAAGCAUACAGAGGUCUUUGGCAUUCCUCCUGUUCAUACUAGCACUGCAGUGUGUUACGGACAGAACUGGCCGGAGACACAAGGCAGGUAUAGUUUAUUUUAACACAGGUGCGAAGAUCGGGAAUGGAGGGAAGUAUACAGUCUCUUGAAUGGAGGUGGCGGAGCACAGAGGAGAAGAUCCACACGGGUUAGGAGACUGGAGAAACACUCACGGCUGAAGAGAGACACAAGGGACCCAGAGCUGGAGAGAAGAACUCACGGAGGCCUGGAGACACACGGAGACUGGAGCCGAAGAGAAUGACUCGGAGGACAGGAGCACGUAGGAACCGGAGAAGAGAUACUGGGUACUGGGGUGUGAUCCGCAUCAGCAGGAAUGGCUGGCACACACUCCUCAACUUCCUCUUUCACACGGGGCUGACAUUUGGAGUUUUUGCUGGGGGCAUCAAUCAGAUCAACUUACCUUUCGUGUGUCAAAUUGUUGGCAUCCUGCUCCACUAUGCUUCUUUGUCUACCAUGCUGUGGCUGAUGUGUACUGCUAGAAAUAUCUGUAUAGAUGUGUCCAAAGACCCAAUCCGGGCCCAGGAAAGGAAUGGGCCAGCCCAGACUCACACCAAACCAACCAUCCUCAGAUUUUAUCUUGUAUGUGAUGGAAUCCCUCUCGUAAUUGUUGGAGUUACAGCAGCAUUCGGUAUGGAUAACUAUGGUAGCAGGGAUGGUGCUUUGUAUUGCUGGAUGGCAUGGGAACCAAGCCUGGGAGGUUUCUAUGCCCCCAUGACUCUUCUGGUCUUAGUCAUGUCUGUGUACUUCUUGUGCACCUACAUCCAGCUUAAACGCCACCCAGAGAGAAAGUAUGAGUUGCGAGUUCUGAGUGAAGAGCAGCAGCAGUUAUCAUCCAGUGAGUCAAACCAUCACCGCCACAUUGACACUGGGGGAGUUUCUGGGUCUGCUGGGGACUGUCUCCCAUUUGCAACAGGCGUGUCGGUUCUGGCCAAUGAGCACUCAUUUAAAUCUCAGCUCCGGGCCACGGCCUUCACCCUCUUUCUGUUCCUGGCUACCUGGGCUUUAGGAGCGUUGGCAGUAUCACUGGGACAUUUCUUGGAUAUGAUAUUCAGUUGCCUGUAUGGGGCUUUUUGUGUCACUCUAGGACUCUUCCUUCUCAUCCAGCACUGUGCCAAACGUGAUGAUGUAUGGCACCGCUGGUGGGCCUGUUGCCCCUCCAAGUCCAAGACAGAGGACCAGAAUGGGGACGGACAGAGUCAGAGGCAGGAGCUUCAUCAGCCACACUGCCACCUGAGCUCCCCAUGCUCAGGCAAGCAGCCGCUACUCUCUUCUCACCUUGUGCAGAGUUCUUACCACAAAAUGACACCAACUCCCCAGAGCCCCAUACCAUGCUAUGUGGCUGUGAUGAGUCCUGUUACCACACCUCAAGCUGAGCCAGUACCCUCCCCACAUCCACAGUCGCUUUCUGAUGAGCUCCCUUGUCCCACUCUGCCUCUACAGAGCUGCCUUAAUAACAGAACAAAGUCACGCUCCUUCAACCGCCCACGCCCAUGCCUCCAGGACUACCAUUCCCACAUGACUUCCACCAGUAUGGAUGGGAGUGUGCACAGCUCCCACCUGGACAGCCCUCACGCUGCGCACCACCUUGAAGGCUGGCCACUGGUUUCCAACAGCCCACAUUCAGACCUCCAGCUUCCCUGCCCCAGCCCUCACUUGGAUAAGCAGCUGGCUUCCUGCCACAGCUUGCAACGCCAGACCUCCUGCCACAGUGUACAAGACUCAAUGACUUCCUGCCACAGCCAUGCACACAACAUGCAUGACAGCAUUACCUCCUGUCACAGCCUCCUCCUGCCUUCUCACGGAGUCCACACCUGCCAGUGGCACAUGUACAGCUCAGCUGAUCACUCUUCCACUACAAGCUGCUGUGAGAAACCCGAUCCCUUUACCUUGGAAAAUCAGGACGACCCCGACACAUACAACUGCAUGUCAAAGACAACGGCUAAAGAAAAGAAUAAUCUCUGCAUAGAGGAUGAGCAGAAAGGUUUCCCAAGAAAUACUCUGCCUCGGCAGCAUGCCACUGUCAGCCGGCGAGGUACCAUCGGCCGAAACAGGAGCCUGCAGGAAGACGGCCUGUUUGGUUCAGAUGCCACAGGAAACAUACGGACCGGCCCUUGGAAAAAUGAAACCACUGUAUAGUUUUCUUAUGCUUGUACUUGCCAGACCUUUCAGCAUCCCUGAAACUGUAACACCUACUCUCUAAGUGGUUGGGUCUUAAUGCCUUCAGCUUUGCCCUUAAACCACAGGUCGAGUUUUCAGUGAGGCCUCGUAUCCCGAAGAUAUUUCAGAGCCCUUUAAGUUAUCAUUAAAUCAGUUUUUACAAGGAAUAUUCAAAUGCAAGAACGGUUCAAUUAAUAUUCUGCUACAUGCAGUUUAAAGUGGCAAUCAGUAUUGUAUGGCUCUAUUGUAUGGGGCACAGUGGUUCAGUAGUAAGAAGAUAACAGCAAGAAGGUCCUGAGUCCAAACUCCAAGUUCCAGUUGGGGCCUUUUUUGUGUGGAGUUUGAGUGCUCUCCUCGUGUUUGUGUUAGUUUCUCAAUAUUCCUCCUACAGUCCAAAGACAUGCAGGUCAUGUACAAGGAAUACUCCUACCGAGAGGUCCUCACAGAUUCAAAACUUUGGACCUGAUCCCAAACGGACCAGUAGAAAAUGACCCAAACUCAAUGUGCAUUAAUACAUUUUCAAAUAAAAGGGUUAGGGUCUCAGUUACUAGGAACCGCAUGGACCUGUUAAGAUCUCUAUUCCUGCCAUUGCCCUUGACCAAGGAACUGGAAUUUUUAAACAAAAUUUCUAUUUACAUUUGACUCAGAAAUUUUAACCAGUUGGCUGAGUCAGUGUUUCCCAAUCACAGGCAGUACUUUAACAUUUUUCUUAUUCAGAAAAAAGAAAACCAAAAUAAAUAUAUGCUCUAAAGAUACCCAUAAGCUCAUUAGCAAACAACUGGGAGAAUCUGAAGCUCUAUUCAUCUUUCAUACUCACUUAGGUUUUGGAGUAGAGGUCUGUAUCAGAUCCAACAUGAGGUCGACCGAAAACAGACCGCAAUAGAGAGAAAACACCACUGGCAGCAGCAAGAUGCGCAUGUUUUUGUACCAGUCUUACUCAUUUUAAAUAGAAUUGUAUACCUCAAUCCUGCAAAACUGUAUACCAAAUUUGGUGUUGAUACAGUCCAAAUCCAAAAGAUAGUCACAUUACUGUUUUUCAGAUUAUGCAAAUUAGCAAAAAAUCCAUCAUGGUGGCCUUUAGUGUCCAAGAGGCUUUUUUGUAGAGCACAUUGAGUUGGAGAUGCGUGUCAAAUUUCAAAUCAGUCGGACUCACGGUGUGGGUCAAAGUUUUUUUUUUUUUUGGCUGUUAUAUAUAUUAUAGCGCCACCAUGAGGCUGAUUGGGAUCAUAUUUGUUGUGAAGCAUUACCACAUAAUUUCUAGUUAUUGGGCCAAGUUUCAUGUCUCUAGCUCGUUCCAGCUCAUGGCAAAUUGAGUGACACAAAAAAGCAGCGAGAGAGAGAGAGAGAGUGAGGCAACAAUGAAUGCACUAAAAGAAAAAGCUUGAAGAGCUCUAAAUGCAAUUAAGAAAAAAAUAUAUUAUAAUUAUCUUGAAAUUCCAAUUAAAAUUUGUCUUAAAAUAUUUGAUAGUGUCAUCCAGCCUAUUGCGCUGCAUGGUAGUGAAGUAUGGGGUCCACUUAGUCAUCAUAGCUAUACCCGACAAACAUCCAACAGAAUCUUUACAUGCAGAAUUCUGCAGAUACAUUUUACAUGUACACAGAAAAACACCAACAAAUGCAUGUAGAGCAGAAUUAAGCAGAUACCCACUGAUAAUUAACAUUCAAAAGAGAGUGCUCACAUGUUUUAAUCACCUUAAAUCCAGCCCCCUAAACACCCUCCAUUCCAAAGCUCUCCAAACCCAAGAGCUGAGCUCAGAAAAGAGUCCCCUAUGUCAGCUGGUGCUGAGACUAACUGCCCCCUCUCAGACACACUGUGACCAGUCUCACAACAACACAGCUUUCCAAACACAAAUCUGAGUUAACCAAAUUAUAACACAAUGUAAAGAAACCUAAUUGGCACAUUGGAAAGAAGAAACAGAAAAGAGAUUAUAAAUUGGCAGAAUAUCUCUCUACUUUCAGAUAGAAAGCAGAGACAGAUCCUAACCAAGUACAGGCUUAGUGACCACAAACUGCCAAUUGAAAAUACAAAAACAUUUACUUUAACAUGUUCAUCUCUGUAAUUUCAGGUUUCAAAGACCUAAACGACCUCUCAAAAUUAAAAAUACUCCUAGGAGAAGGAGACAGGGCAUAUCUCGUUGCCCAAUAUAUAUCAUGCCACAACCUCUAAGGGACAGAGAUGUUUUUAGUUUUCACUUUUUGUAUUUGUAUUUUAACUGCAAGUCUACAAUUUAUUAUUAUUAUUAUCCUAUCUUACUUAUCUGUGUAUAUUUUUAAUAUCACAAUUAUUCUGUUUACGUAUCUUUUUAUUUUACACAUGCUUUGGCAAUGUUAACAUUAACACUACAAUUACAAUUUUACUAUUUACUAUUACUAUCUCUCUCUCUCUCUCCCAUUCUCUCCCAAACCCAGGUUUCUGCCUCAUAAAGGAAGUUUUUUUCUUGCCACUGUUGCCAAAUGCUUGCUUAUGGUGGGAUUUGUUGGGUCUCUGUAAAUAAUAUUAUAAAGAGUACA
Molecule: messenger RNA, 4936 nt
Organism: Siniperca chuatsi (mandarin fish)
Lineage: Eukaryota; Metazoa; Chordata; Actinopteri; Centrarchiformes; Sinipercidae
Gene: adgra1a
Product: adhesion G protein-coupled receptor A1a
Exons: 5
Coding region: 509-2407 (632 amino acids)
Biological process (GO): cell surface receptor signaling pathway; G protein-coupled receptor signaling pathway
Cellular component (GO): plasma membrane; glutamatergic synapse; postsynaptic density
Molecular function (GO): G protein-coupled receptor activity
Source: RefSeq, a predicted model, not a curated record